Messenger RNA from Lodderomyces jiufengensis, 678 nucleotides. RefSeq lists its product as uncharacterized. The transcript has a single exon. NCBI's taxonomy places the organism in Eukaryota, Fungi, Ascomycota, Pichiomycetes, Serinales, Debaryomycetaceae. Bases 1 to 678 code for a protein of 225 amino acids. The record is from RefSeq and is a predicted model, not a curated record.
AUGUCAUUACCAUUAAAAGAAUAUUCAAUUGAUACUCCACGUCAAUUUUUAUUAGAAGAAUCAGAAAAAAUAUUAAAAUCAAUACCAAAUUGGGAAAAAGGUAAAUCUUAUUAUCAAGAUACUUCUUACCCAGUUGAGACUUCACACAAGACAAUAGAUGGUAAUUAUUGGUGUGCUAGAGAAACAGAACUUAAAAAUAUUGAUGUUGAAAAAUUUAAAAAUUGCAUAAUUGGUACUACUGAAAUUGGUUUUACUCAUUCAAAUCAUGAAUUAAAUUAUGUUCAUCCAAUUCAAGAAAUGAUUGUAAAUGAUUUAAAAAAAUAUGAAGAUAAUGGUUGGAGUUACACAAUUCAUGCUUUAUAUAAUUUCGGUUUCCCCCUCACAAAAAGAUAUUUUAAUGAAUUAGUUCACGUAUUUGUUGCAAAUGAUAGAGCAUUAAUUAUAAGUGUACCAAUAAAAGGUAAAGAAGAUGGAGUUUUAGGUACUUAUAUCUCAAUUGAAGAAAUUAAAUGGACUGCCCAUUCAGUAAAUUGGAUUGUUGCUACUACUUCAAGUGCUGGUGGUAUGAUUCCUGAUUUUUUAACUAAAAUGAGUUUAGGUGGUGAAUUAGUAAAAGAUGUACCUGAAGUUUUAGCUUAUAUUAAUAGUAAACAUUUCUUAGUUCAAGUUGGAUUAUAA